Mytilinidion resinicola is the source of this 2739-nucleotide messenger RNA. Its product is annotated as subtilisin-like protein. The transcript is spliced from 7 exons. Gene Ontology annotation, molecular function: serine-type endopeptidase activity. NCBI's taxonomy places the organism in Eukaryota, Fungi, Ascomycota, Dothideomycetes, Mytilinidiales, Mytilinidiaceae. The coding region runs from base 1 to 2565 and encodes 854 amino acids. The record is from RefSeq and is a predicted model, not a curated record. Gene Ontology annotation, biological process: proteolysis.
AUGACGAGACAGCGUGGCCAUGCCGGCCUCUUCACUCGUCUGGCUCUCACAUACUUUCUUUCCCUUAAAACGGCGACUGCGGCUACCCCUGACACUACCACCUGCAUCCCAGUUUCUGCUGCAAAUGCCAUCGCGAACGGUGGAUGUAGCCAGGUCAACGUUGGGGUACUCCAGGAUGCUAUUGCCCAAUUUGAUCCAAUCUUCGAUUAUGGCGGCGUACCCCUCGUGACCUCCAUCAAACAAACUGGCAAUAUCUUCGCUGCCAUCGAGUACCUCUGCACUGAUGAUAAGGCAAACACUCCAUCAGAGCCUGGGUGGACCAUCCGAUCACAGCUGAACAAUAUUGCUGCUUGCGACAGCGUUUGUGGAACCUACUACACGUCUGAUUCAUGCGCAUUCGCGGUCUUGUUAUGCGACCAGUCUAAAGGUGAUUGUGACGGUGCCAGUCUUUUACCAACCGGGAAGCCUAGUGGUCAACCGACCGCAGCGGAACUCCUAGCUUUAAUUAAGAGCCUUCAAAACCAAUACGCCGACCUUAAAGACGUUGUCCAAGCCUGGGUCGAUUCACUUUCAACGAGCACAAAGCUAAUCAAACGAGAUUCCUCAAGCCAAUAUGAAAUGGCUGUGUUUCGCUCGAAUAACCUUAAAUCCAACGUCCAGGAUGCACAAGGCCCUAUUGAAACAGCUUAUGCAGAGAGUGUUAUUAAUACAGACACCCACAACACUUUCAACGAAUUGGAGACCAACAUAGACUCGGAUACUGCAGCGCUAUUGGGAGCGAGUGCGACUGAUAUCAGCUUUGCUAAACAAUAUGCUGCCGGAAUUCUAGUCAAUCUGGGCUUGCUUGGAGUUCUCGCGGGUAUAUUGGCUGGUGCAGGUGGUGGUGGAGGAGGAGGAGGAAAUCCCCCGACCACAGGUGUUCCGACUGCCACUGCCACCACAACAGCCUCAUCCACGACAUCGAGCUGCGUGGCAACUGGGUCGGCUACUCCUAUCAUCAUUGUCACGAAGGAAGGCACGACGGAAGAUCAAUUCAACGCCCUGGUAAAGAGCCUACCAUCCAACUCGAAUAAUGUUCAACGAACAGAUGCCGAACUUGAUAACUGGAUAUAUCUUGCAACAAUCGACCAGUGUACGGCUGAGGGCCUUUGGUCGAACUCAAUUGUCCAGGCCAUGGCUACCGAUGCUGAGAUCAUACAAUCGGACGCUGAAGCCACUGAUCCGGUGGGCAGCACUAAACACAAGAAACGAUCUCGGACUCCAGAGCGAGAAGCGAGAUACACGAGAAAAGCCACGGCUAAAUCAUCCAGAGAUGUUGAUACUUCUACCGUUGAACGAGAUACAAUUCGGGACAACUCAAGUAUAGGGAGUCUUCAGAAGCGAACGGAUCCAGAUGAUCAAACACACUAUGUGGUUCAAGAUUCUAGCCCGGGUCACCUAGCAUGGAUCUCGCAGCUGUCGAGACAAACAGGAGUCACUGGCGCAUCUUACAGUGACUUCGAGCAAUUCCUAUACGAUGACAGAAGCAUGCGAUCUGUCAACCCUGACGUUGCUGUCUACGUAAUCGACACUGGAUUCAACAAUGACCAUGAUGAUUUUGGGUCGCGCGUCAUGAAACAGCUUUCGGGAGACAAUGCCGCUCAAUCUGAGGCAGAAAACAAUCACGGAACUUGCAUGGCCUCACUUGCUGUUGGAAGCUACUCGGGGGUGAAAAAAGAUGCCCAACUAAUCACGGUACAACUGAAAGUGAAUGACGCGAGGACUUCCAGAGUCUCCAACGCCAUAUUCACGUUCGUCGACAUCUUGGUACAUGCCAAGCAGAACAACUUCCAAGGCCGAUCUGUGGUUAGCAUGUCAUUUGGCGGCCCUAAAAGACUCUUGUGGUAUACGCCAAAUGAUCCCAAGAACACGGAUGUCUUCGCGAUCUAUCUCAAUUUAUUCUGGAAGGCCGGCAUUGUCACUGUCUGUUCUGCAGGAAACUUUGGGGACCACCCAGAUGCUAACGUUCAACGACUUGAUUUCCAGACUCCACGCAGCAACGGCGGUUCUGGCACCCCUCUAAUCGUUGUGGGAAACUCGCAGCCUGACGGAACGCCAAAUGCAAAGUCUCAGACUUCCGACCCAGACGGCAAGGGCAUCCUCUCGAUCUACAACCUGGGCACAAAUGUUCAGUGUGCAUUCAAGACCACCAAUAACGCAUGGGGCAGAGACCCUGAUGGCACCUCUCAAGCAACGGCUAUCACGGCCGGCAUGAUCGCGUACUUCCUCAGCAACGCCGACCUGCAGAAAGAGUGGGCAAACACCGGAGUCUCUAACCUGCCAAUGGCAGCUAAAAACUACCUGCUUGAUCUUGGGAAACAGCAGAAAGGACGCAGUUGGACAGAUGGUAUUCCAAGAGCCAGUAUCGGGGACAUGGUGCCGUGUCAAAAUGGAGUCGCUGGACCAGUUCCGAUUCCCAACUUCCAGGUACCCGGGGAUGGGACGGAUUUGACUCUCCAGACGACGCCCGUCACGAAUGGCCAGACAGUGGUGUUCAAUCCUCUGCCGCAAUGCUAUGCUUUAUAGUGGCCAUUCAAGCCUUCAUUCUGUCUGCACGUAUUUGGCCUCGAAAAGAGACGACUUGGACUUGCCUGUCUGCUCCGCAGCGUCGACCCAAGAAGUCGCAAUCUAUAGAUCUUCGAACAAAAAUGUAUAUUAUAUAAGCUGGAUACUACGUUUCAAAUUGUUGUCUAUCUACUG